UUCCUCCCCCACCACUACUCGAGCACACUCACCGUCCGCUCCAGCCUUAAAAAAUCCACCUUUAUCGUCGCUGGGAAAUACAAGAACUUGAAGAAAGAUCGAAUCCUUGCACGGCUCUCCGACCGGCGAGCCGUGCAACACGCACCCAGUAGUGGUCUCUCCUCGCAGGCCUCUGUGGGUUGCUGUUGUUGCCGCUCCUCCUCCUCCUUCCCCCACCCUUCUUCGUCCUCUGCUCCUUCUUCUGCAGUGCAGAGAGAAGCCGUACAUGCUUCUUGCAGAAGCCUGAAGGUCGCUUCAGAGGUACGUGGUCGCUGCUUCGAUCGCCCUCUUCAGCUUCCAUUUGCGGUUCGGUUUCUGCGAAAAGGGUGUUCGGCGUUGACCCGGGUCCGCUCGAAUUUCAGAAGGUGAGGCGAGAGGAGAUUCUGCAGAGGCUCUGCGUGGCAAGAGAGUCGAGCUCGCUCGCUGAGUCCGCGCGGGAACCGAUAAAUUUUCCUCUCCUCAUCUCACAAUCCAAGAGAUGUCACCUUCUCUUAGAAAGAGCAUACCUCUGCCUCCUACCUUCCGAAUCGACGAUGAGGUCAGAGCUGCCGAGAAGCAGGGCAUUGUCUCUAUUCUUGGGUCAGACUGCGAGAGAGCCAUGAAUGCUUCGCUUCGUAGGACACUCUCUGCUGAUAUGUCGUCCAAGAAGUGGCUCACCCAAAAUGGUUUCUCUCCGAUAAAGAAGAUUGCGUCAGCUGAAGAGCUUCAGGCCUCCAUCGUUGCUGCGUCUUCUUUCUCGGAAGAAGAUGACGAGGAUGCACAGAAGGAUGACGAAGGGAGAGGCCAGCUUGACAUUUGGAACUCCAUCCAGGAAGCAAAGAAACAGGAAAACGAGAAGUGCACUUGGAGCUUAAUUCUCUCUCAUAAGUCUGCGGAUUCGAAGUCCCUUCCCCCGCCUUACGUUCACCCUCUGGUGAAGAGAUCUGCGAGCUCUUUGAGUGAGAAGAGCCUCCAGACUUGCACUGAGAGCCUUGGAUCCGAGACUGGCUCCGAUGCGUUCUCCUCGUACCCGCCAUCAGAAGUCGGGGACGUGGAAGAUGGAAAGGAAGAAGAGCCGGAGCCACUUCAACAAGAGGGGAUGCCGCUGCAGAGUGUUGACCGGGAAGACUUCGAUGUUGUCAAGUACAAUUAUGCUGCUAGUAGGAAGAUCCAACCUCGAUCUUUCCCUCCCCCUCUACCUUCCCUGUCUCGAGAAGACGGGGCGUCCCUCUCUGUGCAGUCUCGCCGUGACAACGGACGGCUGGUGCUCGAAGCUGUCUCCAUUUUGUCCGAGAAAAAUUUUCAAGCCCAACGCGAAGAUGGCCGUCUCAUUCUUACUUUUGUGGACAGCGUUUCGUCUGGCGAGGAAAUCUAUGAUGGGGAGGAAGUAGAUGAUGAAGAGACUGAGAACAUGUCGAUGGAGUUGGAUGAAGAUGUCGAGAGUUCCGAUGGAAACAGCGACGAGGAAGAGGAAGAAAGGAAGAGGAGGACGGAGAACAGGAGAAGCAAGAGGAGGCAGAGGAACUCGAGUAUGCAAGACUCGUUAACGGUCGUGGUGCAAGGGAGCUGGAGUUUUCCAUGGAACGGACGCCCAAUAUGUCAAGUGGAGUGAUAAAUGUCCAUAAGCUAGCCCUCCUGAUGAACAAGCCCAUCGGUCCACUUAACGGGAACUCGACUUGGCAGAGCAAGUCCAAUAAAGUGGCUAACUGCGAGGAGGAGGAAGAGGAGGCACUCGCACUCGAGGAAUCACUCCCCUUGCGAGCUCCAAUGGCCAGGAUGCUAUCAUCGCAAUCGCUGUCGCCCCAAUCGGCACCAGCAUCGGCUUCCUUCAAUGCCUACGAGUACUUCUGGCGAUCCAAGUCCACAUCCACCGCCGUCAUCAGCCCAAUCACCCUGCAGUUUCCAUCACAGAAGAACUGCAGUAACAACAACUACAUCAUGUCGAAGAACUCGAUGCUGAACGAGCCACAGGGAGCGAUGUUUGUGAAACAGAGCGAGGCUUAUUACUUGGCCCCUUUGUUGAACAGCUGCAAUAACCCUAGGAGCACUCUAUUUCUGUGGGAGCCCAAGUGCAUUGCCACAUCCUGAUAAAUCCCACCAGACCUGGGGGUGUGUGCGCGUGUCUGAGUCACUCCACCAGUUAUAGUAGCCUCUUACAAGGUUUGCUUAGGCAAUAAAAAGAUGAAAAGAGGCAGUCAAGUACUUAAAUUUAGGAUGCUAAUUAAAAAAAGCUCUUAACCCGGUUUGUUUGAGAGGGGGUGGGGGUGGGGAGGGGUAUAUAAUUUUUAUUUGCUCGUUGACAAGUUUAACAAAUAAAAGUGCUAGUGAUGGUGGAUGCUGUCCGCUAGUAUCAUGUACCAUUUCCGGCUCAAGUACUGAAUAUAUGAUCAAUUUUCUAGAGC
Molecule: messenger RNA, 2420 nt
Organism: Eucalyptus grandis
Lineage: Eukaryota; Viridiplantae; Streptophyta; Magnoliopsida; Myrtales; Myrtaceae
Product: protein FAF-like, chloroplastic
Exons: 2
Coding region: 518-1630 (370 amino acids)
Source: RefSeq, a predicted model, not a curated record